Molecule: messenger RNA, 1612 nt
Organism: Cuscuta campestris
Lineage: Eukaryota; Viridiplantae; Streptophyta; Magnoliopsida; Solanales; Convolvulaceae
Source: the annotation of a GenBank genome assembly
AGGGAGUGAGUGGGAGUAUUAUAGAGAAUAUUAAACUUUCUAAAUGUACAACAAUAUAACAUGUGGCAACAAAAUGGCCUUGAACCUUAUUCUUAUGAGCAUUAAAAGUAACAGUAUACUGUAUAUAUCACAAAGGAACUUACCAAUAUGUCUGGUGCAAGAUGAACUGUGUAUGACAAAAUGACCCAUUCAAAUUUUUUUUCAUGGAGGACAAAAAGGUCACAUAAUUGUACACCCAUUUGUGUUUUCUUCACUGAAGUAGGUGUGGUCACACCUGCACCCAUUGUAACCACUUGGCUGUCCACACCGACACCAACCGGAGUAAUUGUCGUUGUAGCAUGGCUGCGGCAGCGGCGGCGGGAGUGGUGGGGCCAUCUGGGGCCCGCCGUACCACUCGUAACCCGGCUCGAAGCAGUACAUUGACGGCGGGUACCCGUGGGAAAACGGCAUCACGGACACUUGCCCCGGGGGAGGCAUGUUCAUCACGGGCACCUGCCCCGGGCCAGGCAUGUUCAUCAACGGCUCCGGAUGCUUCAUCGGUAUCGGGAACGACCCCGGAAACGGGACACCUUGUUUGGGCAUCUCGGGCAUGUCUUUGGGCUUCUCGGGCCCUUUCGGUUUUUCCUUGGGCUUCUCUUGGUCUUUUGGUUUUUCUUUUGGCUUCUCUUGGUCUUUCGGUUUUUCUUUCGGUUUCUCUUGGUCUUUCGGCUUUUCUUUGGGCUUCUCUUGGUCUUUUGGUUUUUCUUUGGGCUUGUCAGCCUCUUUCGGCUUCUCGGAAUCCUUGGGCUUCUCGGAAGGCUUGGGUGCAUCCUUGGGCUUCUCGGCGGGUUUCGGAGCAUCCUUGGGCUUCUCGGCGGAUUUGGGCUUAGGAGGGUCGAGGAUUUCAAUAGUCUUUAUUACACCACCCCCCUUGUAACAUAGUUUGUCGCGGAUCUUCUCGGGGCUACAGCAAACCACGGUGAUCUUAAUCUUAUUCUCCUCCUCAAUGUAUAUUUGGUCUCUGAUUUCUUUGGUUCCCAACACACAUAUAUAUAUAUAUCAUAAUAUAUGUCAAUCAAAAAUCAAACUAAAUCCACAGGGUAAGUAUAUAAUGGACCUAAUGCCCAUAUUAAGAAUUAAAAAACAUAUAGAGCCUCUAAUAUUUCAAUCAUAAUUAAAGCUAUGACAAAACAAAAGAUAGCAGAGGCCAUGGAAUGGAAAACAAAGUUGAUAAGGAGUGUUUAUUACGCAUUUAUUGUCUUUUUUUGGAAAAAAGUGCAUUUAUUAGUCCAGAAAUGUACUUUUUACAAAAAUAAAAAUAAAUGUGAAAUAAAUGUUUUUUUGUUGUGACAAAAAAUUGUGGGACAAAUACAUCUUAUAAAUUGUACUCAAAGAUAUGUUGUGUCCUUCGCAAAAUGGAGAACAAAAGAUAAUCCUAUGGAGAAGUAUACAUUUUUUUUAAUGAUGAUAAUAAACAUAGAAAAAAUGAUUAAAAUAAUUUGCUCUUUUUAUUUUAUACGGAGUAAUGGGGUGAUAAUAAUUUGUUAAAAUCAAGGAAGAACCCAAAGAGAGUUUUUAUGAUGAAACUAUGGAUAUAGUUCUCCAUAAAUAGAAAUAGAAGUAGUGUCAACUU